AAGCUAGAUUCUGAUUGAAUCAAGAGUACUUUUUCUUGUCGAUGUUUUUAGGAGUUUGGACUCUAGAUCCAAUGUGUUUGUUUUCCAGUGCGCUACAAGUAUGAAGAUGCUCACAAAUUACGACAAUGAGUAGCCAAUUGAGUACCUACACAGAAUCAACUCCGUCUAUUCACACUAUUGUGCCAGAUAUUUUAUGACUUCCUUCAUAUUUUUCUUUUAAUCUAAGCCCACCACAGACAGAGGAAUAACCGCCUCUUCAAACAAGAUAAGAAAAAUCAAUAACUUGUACCUCGCAUCAAUCUUGCGUCCGUAUGGGGCUGUCGAAUUCGUUUUCAUAUCGUGUCGAGUCCGUUAGUCAAAUAUAGGUACAUCGUGUAAAUAUGCGUUGAAAAAUCACCGUGGUACUUUCAAACAUAAAAAAUGCAUCGAUGAGGGAGGCUCAAAAAAGGUUGAAACCAAGGGGUAUUUCAAUGUAAUUUCUGGUAGUAAGUUGCGGUGUGUGUGUGAUAUCGUGGUUUUAUGUGCGCGGUAUCUAGUGAAUAACAAAGAAAGAAACUCUUCCUGUAUGUGCUAACAAUGCCAGCGAGUCCGUCCAAUUCCUUCGUUAUAUUGAGGUUGUCGUAUUGGUAAAAACUAAAUAUUUAAAUCACCAGUAAGCUUAAAUUCAUAUUCAAUCAAAUUUUGUCGGGAUUAUCGAUUUUCAGGUAUUCGUGAUCAGAUUCACGAUUUGAUCUAAUUUUAUACCCAUCCAAUUUAUAAAACACUCAUUUUUCAACAGCAAUCGAAACACAAAUUCAUUGAUUGCAGUGAUUUCAACGCAUUUUAACGAAGUCACGCUGUUUAAAACGAUGUCUGUGCUAGAAAAAUUGACUUCCGAAAUAUUGCCGAAAGUCGCAAAGGAGGGUAAUUUUGGCCAUGAAAUUGAAAAAUUUGUGGAAUUCAAAACAGAUAAAGACUAUAACGCACCGGAUCAUCUUUCCGCGAGCAUCUUUUUUGGUGACGUCAUUCUUGAGACCAAAAACGGACAUCGCAAAGCUCUGAGUGUUGUGGUAAAGGCACAAGCUGGUGGCAAACUUUUCGAGGAGUCCGAUAGGUAUUCCUUUAACAUCCAACUCUACAAUGAGGUUUUAUUUUACUCAGGAAUCCUCCCUCUGUUCCACGAGUGUGAUCCAAGCGGCUCCAUCUUGAAAAUCUUUCCAAAGUGCUUCUACGCACACGCGAACGAAAGCAACCCGGCUGAAGAUAUCCUAAUUUUUGAGAACGUGCAAAAAUACGGAUUUAGAAUGUCACCGUGGAGAGCAUUCAAUGAUUACGCUCAUAUCGAACUCACUGUCAAGUGGCUGGGAAAGUUCCACGCGAUGUCUUUAACGUGUAAGCAUAAGUUCCCCCGAAGAUUUAAUGAGAUCGUUGCCAAAUUUAAGGAGACGCACUGGACGAAAAAAAGGCUACAAAAGCCAGAUGCCUUCUUCAAAGAAAACUGUAAAAGAGGCAUCGUGCCCCUACAAAAUAAUCCAGAUUAUAAGGACAAGUUAAAGGAUCUGUUAACCGUCGUUGAGGAGACCGAUAUUUCGAUGGCUAAAAUAGUCGCUCCAGAGGAGCCUCUAGCAGUGGUCUGUCAUGGAGAUUUCUGUAGGAACAAUGUAUUCUAUAAAUAUGACUCAAACGACAAACCUUUAGAGGUUAUGUUCUUCGAUUUUGCUACCUCACGUUACUCAUCUCCUGCAAUCGAUCUCUCGUUUUAUCUUUUUAUGAAUUCUUCCCCCGCUUUCAAGGCCGAUCACUGGAAUGACGUUCUACAGACCUAUCAUACGGCUUUGACGUCAAACUUUGAUCUCAGUCCUGUAGAGCCUCCCUCUUUCGAAAAUAUCCAGCUGGACGUUCGACGAAGGGGCUUUUACGGGUACACUUUUGCCGCUUUCUUUCUGCCUGCGAUGUUCGAAGAUGAUUGGACGAAGACGGAAUACCGUGAGAUGACGAUUCCCGAAAUCAUUGAACGUCAACUUACGUACGGAGGAGAGGUGGGAACUGAGUACGUUAAGCAACUCGUAAAGUUUAUGAUAGAGCAUGACUUUGAUUUUAAGUACAUUUUGAACCUAAAACUCGAUGCCUUUAAUUAGUGACCUUUGUGAUUUAAAAACUCAGAACUAAAGUCGAAAAAUUCGUUUUUCCGAUUGUUACGUUUCAAAUCUUUGCUCCAAUUUCAUUUUUUCAAAAGAGGGUUGAAUCGCGGUCGGUAAAAUUUUUCCUUAUUUUUUUAUUUUUUUCAAUCUGUUUUUUUCUUCAGGCAUUUAAACAAAUUCACAAAAAAUGUUACAAUUUUGUUUAUAAUAUUGUAAAACACGAAACAUGAUUGAAGGUUUUUAAACGUUGCGUUAAAAAUACUCAUUGUCAGUUCAAUCAUUUUAGUCAUUGGCGUGUAAUCUAUAAAUUUUAUUUAAUGCAUUAAGUUUCACAUCUGAUUUUACAAGUUUAAAGAAUGCGUCGCAUGAUAAAGGCAGCUGCUUGUUGAGUUGAAUUUUCUUUGGUCACUAAACUUUUCUCACCCGUUUCUUAUUCACGGUUAAUUCGCAGCUUUUUUUUUCACUCACAGGUCAACCCAUCCUUAGACAAAUGAAAAGCCUCAAAUUUUGCACACUAAUUUAUUUUAAUAACUCAGGAGACAUAAAACUCUCAAAAUAACAUGGUAACUUUAACUCGCAUAAACGUUUGAAACACUAUUCAUACCCUUUGAAGAUUACGUCUGCUGUUUAAUUAGUUACUGUUUACAAUUAAAUUAACAAGACUCAUAUACUUUUAUCGCACAGGAUCCUCCACUUUAUCACUAGAAAUUUUAAAAAUGAACAUCACUAUCACUGACACUAAGCGCAAUUCACUUACCAAAAAAAUUUAAUUGAGAUGUAGAAGGUACCACGAGUAAAAAGUUGAAAAGUGAUGAAUUUUUUAACGAUCUUGAAAUUUAAUUGUUAGCCUGAUUUGACGAAUGCACCCAUUCUCAUAUAGUCGAUACACUUAUAGAAUCCUGAAAGAUUAGUCUUUUUCAAAAAUGAUCCCCAAAUAAGGUAAAGACUGGAUAUUUUCUUAAAACCAAAAGAAACAAACAAAGUGGCAUGCUUUUCUAGCAAUGAUUGUAGGGUAUACCCUACUAAUUUUGACCACUCAUUAAUUUUUGUGCAAUGGUUUUCUAUAUUUUUAUUAAAAAUAUUGAAGUGGUGAUUAAAUUUUCUUUUCGAAUUGUUACUAUCAUUCAGUAUAAGUUUGAAUCGUCAGUAACUUUCUGAUUCAUAGCUUUCUUUGUUUUAUUCCUUAUUUGUUAUUGUUUGGUUUUAAUUUUCGUUUUCCUCUUACAAUGUUCUUAAUUUUCUAUGUUUUUUUUAUUUCAUUUUAAAACGAACUGAAGUGGCGAAUUGAGUCACAAGACUCAAAAUUUUGGAAACUUGUUCCCAACUUAUCGUGUUUUACGUUGACUACAAUCUCAUCCUUUUAUCAUCAGCUGCUCAUGGUGAUAGAAACAAUUACAAUUACCGCACAUUGAAUGACCGAGGAAGCAACCAGUUUUUCAUACUUUAAAUAAACAAAGUUGGUGCGGAAAUUUUUUUUCAGAAGUAUAGCAAGAGCGCCGAGAUCAUUUGGAUAUAAAAUUCCGAAGAUAAAUUUCUCGAAGUGUAGUAAUGAACACAUAACUGUUGACCACGUUUUUAGAUUUGAUGCAUGAAUAAGCUACAAAAUAUUGUCAUUUUCAUAGUUGUGAAGGAAAAAUCUCCAUUCAAUCUCUACUGUUCAGUUAUUAUUAAUAAGGUGAUCCGUUACCUUUCAUUUCGGACGAGUAAGAUUCACGUGUAUGAGUAACUCCACAUAUGAUGUUUCUAUAAAAUGGAGUUUUUAGUAUAAUCAUUUCGAAUAAAACCGAAAAAGAUGCAACAGCGCACUUAAUUUAAAUUUUUCAGAGGGUAGAAGGUCUCAAAUUCAAUUCCCAACUCCUAAAAUGGUGUUUUUGAUGUUGUUAUUGUUGUUGUUGUUUUUCUUUCUUUCAAUUUCACCUGACCCUGGGUUUCAUUCAUUUAUGAAUUUCUUGCCAUGAUCAAUUUAAGUAUGAAUUUGCUCAAAGUACUAUUAUUAGCUUCAAAAAGCAGGACAUUUUUAAGCGCAAUGCUAACAUUGAUUGUGUCUAAAAUUAUUAUACUUGUAAAAACAUUUCAUUAGGCGUUCUAAUUGCUAAUGUAAGCAUGUUUGUUUUCGACGAUAGUGAUUAAGUAUAGUAUUAAGAGCAUCUUUUAGUCAUUUAAGAAAGCAUCUCAAUAUUUUAGUUGUAUAAAUUUUUGUGAAGCGAUUAAAAUUCGUCAUCCACUUUUAUGAUUACAGUAUUUGAAUAAAUUCUCAUUAUUAUGCGGUUUUCA
Molecule: messenger RNA, 4394 nt
Organism: Bemisia tabaci
Lineage: Eukaryota; Metazoa; Arthropoda; Insecta; Hemiptera; Aleyrodidae
Source: RefSeq, a predicted model, not a curated record